AUGACAUCAGAAAUCACAGAGAACAUCAAUACAAUGAUUGUACGUGGUAGGUUUGUGUUUUUCAUGAUUUUUCUUGGCUCUGUGACGUUAUCAUCCAGCGUCAAUGGAGGGGGAACGCCCGACUACAGUAAAGCUGCAGAAAAGUUGAGGACCAUGGCAAACAGUGACUAUAUAAGAAUGACAAAAAAUAAUUUAAUCACCGAGUUGUUUGAUAGUUUUCUUGGAGCAUCCCAGCCAUACCUCGACAUAUUCAAGGACGUUUUAUAUAGGACAGAUGAUGAAGUACCUAGAGAAGACUUUAACAUUUCCGAAUCCUGUUUGAAUGAUGCCAAGCAAGUGAUUCUAGGAUUAGAAAGGAAGAGUCAUUGGGCCUUACAAAUGCUGGAUGCCAUGGCAAAGCCCCCAAGCGACAUCUUGAGCGGUAACAUAUUUUGGACCGGAGGUUAUGAGGAAUGUCUUUCCGUAGAAGGUACUGUUUAUGUCGAUAUGAUCACCAACACCGGGCCACAGUACCAGAUAAAAGCCAAACAAUGCCUCGGGCAAUUACAGCUGGGCAAAAUGGGACUGUACCUCGGAUUUUGUGUACCAAGCAGAUGUAGCUCAGAAGAAGCUAAUAAGCUCGUGAACUCUGCGUUUUCCGUGUUCUCUAACACAUCCCGGAUAAUUGGAAUGACUUGCCCCGAAGUGGAAACAACCUAUGACACUAAAGCCAUUGUCAGUUUAGUGAUUUGCAGUAUUAUUGGUCUGAUGAUGGUAAUUGGUACCGGAUAUGACGUAAUAGUUGUCAGAAAUGAAAACAGAAAAGAAAAGAAAAGCAUCAAUCCCGAGAAUCAGACGACGGCUGACCGAUAUGAGUCAGGGGCUUCUCUCAACGAAAGCACAACACUUCUGAUGAAAACAAAGCCAGCUGUAGAGAAGAAUGCUGAGGGAAUAUUUGUGAAAAUCAUUCUGGCCUUCUCUGUGGUGUCGAAUGGCGAGAGGAUUCUGAGUACAGCCCAAGGCGAGGGUAGUCUUACAGCUCUCAAUGGAAUGAGGUUCCUCAGUAUAACAUGGGUCAUAAUGGGCCACUGUUUUAUGCAAGAUUUGACGUCUGCAAGAAUAAAUUCACUGCCGUUUUUACAGACGGUAAUGAAUAGAUGGACAUAUCAAACUAUACUAAAUGCCCUUGUGUCCGUUGAUACAUUUUUUACCAUGAGUGGUCUUCUGCUAGCCUACAUGUUAAUGAAAGAAGUGAAGAAAAACGGGAACAUCAAUUGGUCAUUGUUCUACUUUCAUAGAUUCUGGAGAUUAACACCAAUGUACAUGCUGGUUAUGAUGAUUGACUCCACACUAACUAAAUACAUGGGUGGUAACGGUGGUCCAUUGUGGCCCCGAGAGGGAAUCGACACCAACUGUGCUGACACCUGGUGGCAAAAUCUGCUGUAUAUCAACAACUUUUUUAAAUUUGAAAAAAUGUGUAUGGCAUGGUCGUGGUAUCUGUCGAAUGACAUGCAGUUUUUUGUUAUCAGUCCAUUGCUGUUGGUGCCACUAUACCGUAAGAAAUUUGUUGGCCUAGUGACAUGUGGCGUAGUGUUGUUUGCUUCGUUAUUGACAACGGGAUUACUGAGUUCUCAUCACCAAUGGGUAAUUUCAGCGAUAAUACCAACAACAACGCCAGAGAGUUCGUCAACAGGCCAAAACCAGUACAACUCCCUUGGCACUGCAAUGCUUCAUCCUCCUCCUAAAGAAUGUAUAGGAUUUGUGAAUACACUAUUGUCUUGGAAGGCGUUUGUGCCCCUCAGUCGUCUAUCGUACGCGGCGUACCUGAUCCAUCUAAUCUUCAUCACCGUCAUUGAAAGUGUAAACCAAUAUCCAACGUAUAUAUCAGUCAUUAAUCAGGUUGUUUUCUUCCUCGGCAUUGUCGUGAUCACAUUCAUGUGCUCCUUCGUGACGUCACUUGCGUUUGAGUCUCCAAUGAUGGCGUUGGAAAAAGUGAUACUUCCCCGAAAGAAACGCAACUAA
Messenger RNA from Ylistrum balloti, 2001 nucleotides. RefSeq names its product nose resistant to fluoxetine protein 6-like. NCBI's taxonomy places the organism in Eukaryota, Metazoa, Mollusca, Bivalvia, Pectinida, Pectinidae. The transcript is spliced from 14 exons. The coding region runs from base 1 to 2001 and encodes 666 amino acids. Gene Ontology annotation, molecular function: acyltransferase activity, transferring groups other than amino-acyl groups. The record is from RefSeq and is a predicted model, not a curated record.